CACUUUAUAUCGUGUCUUCUGUUUUUGAUGUAGUCAACUCUCAAUCUGUCAUCCGUUUUGCCUAUUGCCCUAUUUGAUUUAUUCUAUUUUUAUAGAGAUUGAGAAGUGAUGAUGUGGUUGUAAUUUCAAUCAAUUCUUAGUCUUUUUCUUUCAGAUUACAAAAAAAACUGAGUUAAUUUUAUAUUUACUGUUCGUCAGCUAUCCUGCGAAACAAAUAGUUAUUUACAUAAUAGAUUCCAUAAGCAAAACAUCGUUCCAGACCUCAGCCAAUUUGAGAUGAUUGAAACUCUAUAAUUUGAGGUGUUAACUUAUUUUAUACAAAUAAGCUUGGGCAAGAUGCCUCGUCCUUCGGCGGAUGGAGCUGGCUCGGUUGGCAACUUCAUGACUUUCAUGAGCAAGCCAGCAAGAGGAUGGCUUCACUCCGAUCAGCUCAUUCUGAAAAAGGGUGUUACUUACGCUGUCAGAUAUAUUGGCUGCUUAGAAGUUCAUACUUCUAUGAAAAGCUUGGACUUCGAGACAAGGUUCCUGGUCGCCAAAGAGUGUAUCAAUAGGGUAUGCGAAGCGGCUGGACUAAAGACAGCCGAUAAGAAAAGAAAGACUGACAAAAGGGUUGCCAGAGCGAUUGGGAUUUCGCCGUUGAUGGACCAUGCUGGGGCAAAUGUCAAACUGAGCAUAUCAAGCACAAGUCUCUCUCUCAAAGCACUUGAUAACGGAGAGGUAAUAGCUACUCAUGACAUGCCAAGGAUAUCAUUUGCAUCCGGAGGUGAUACGGAUACACUGGAUUUCGUGGCUUAUGUGGCGAAAGACCUGAAGGACUGGCGAGCAUGCUAUGUUCUGGAAUGCGGCGGCGGCCUUGCUCAAGACGUCAUCACCACCAUUGGCCAGGCAUUCGAACUGCGAUUCAAACAGUUCCUCUCCAAUCAACCAGCUUCAGCAUGCUCUCCGCCAACCGAAGACAGAGAAUAUUACAAUGACUUGCCGGGCAAAGUGCCCCCUGACGUGGGCCCCCCUCCGGUGCCCCCCCUGCCCAACGCCUCAGCAAUAGCCUACUCUCAAAAGCAUCACCAUCAACAGCAACAACAACAACAACAGCCGCAACCACAAACAAGAGAACGUAUACCAUCUACGAACCUGAUAGAUUUGAACUGUGAUGUUAUUCCUCCCAGACCCCACGAUUAUGUUAAUGACGUUGUAAUAAAUAGUCGGCCUAGAGAUGUUUUCGAUCUACCGCCUCUGGAUAGUGGUAGUGGCAAUGGACCUGGAAGUUCAGAUGAAAAGGACCGACUGAUGACCGAAUGCUGGUUUCAUGGAAGUAUCAGCAGACAGCAGGCUGAAAGUCUAUUGAAACAAGAUGGGGAUUUCCUGGUGAGAGAAUCGCAGGGAUCUGCCGGUCAGUAUGUCUUGACUGGCUUGCAAGGUGGUGUCAAUAAGCAUCUGCUCCUAAUCGAUCCUGAAGGCAUUGUGAGGACGAAGGAUAGAAUGUUCGAGAGUGUGAGUCAUCUGAUCAACUAUCAUUGUCAGAACCAGCUGCCAAUAAUAUCUGCUGAAAGCGCCCUUGUCUUGAAGAAUCCUGUCUCUCGAACUGUACUCUGAUUCAGCUCAAGGUCGCGAGCUCAGUGAAAGUGUCCAAAGAGAAAAACGAGUCGAAUGAUUCAAAACUCAAACUCUUGACGCUUCUACCGUGUACAUGCCUUAGUUGUGUCCUAGCAAAGAGGUUGUGUGCCGCCAUUAAGAUGCCUUCUAACCACUAAAUGAAUGAAAAAAUAUUUAUUAGGCGGUGUUAAACCCGCCUAUUUAUUUGUUUUAAAUAAAUCCCUAAACCUUGAAAGUGAAGAAAAAUCGGACGUCCAAAAAUUGAUGUGUAUGUAACUGGCUUAACUGCAUAUCGUUGUAAGAUUUUUCAGUGGUUUAGAUUCAUUACAAUGGCUUGCCUAUAAUUGAAAGCGUUUUGAAGCUAGCUUUGCUCCAGCGUUAGUAUCACAACCUUUUUGCUUUCAAGCGACUCUAUUCAAUAUGUAUGUGCUUUCUCUGCAAGUAUGGACCAAGAAGAAACAAUUUAUUUUAAGAAUUAGAGGAAAAACUAAUACUAAGACGUUUAUGAUCUUCUCAAGGAUAAAAGUAUUCAAUACAUGUAACGCUUUUGUGCAGUAUAUAGCCUAUUCAUGCUGGUCAUGAAUAGGAAUUUUAUACUAAAUACUAGUUUUGUUUUAUUGCAUUUUGAGAAAAUUCAACGUCUCACAAAAUAGAAUGUAAUUUUUAAAUUCUCAAACCGAGAUAAAUAUUGCCUUGCAUGAUGUUCUGAAAUAAUGAUGAUUUGAUGAUCAUCUGAGAUAUAUUUAAUGUACUUGGCAACCAUUAAUUUGCCGUUAGGAUUUAACUAAAGCUGCGUUUAGACCAAAGUUAUUAACAAAAUGUUAGUAACUUAAUCCUUAUAGAUUCUAUUAGAUUGAACGGAACUUGACACAUAUGUUCAUCAUGUGUAUGAUAGGUUAUGUUCAAUCUAGUAGAAUCUAGAAGGAUUUGUUAAUAACUUUGGUGUAAACGCAGCUUAAAUCUGAUUGAAUUCUACAGAAAACCACAUCAAUUCAAUGUAGACAGAUGAAGUAGUACUAUAAUAAAAAUUCGAAGCGAAAAAAUUCACCGUUCUGUGAAUAUUAUAGAUUUAUUUAAUAUUCAUUUCAAUAUUGAUCACCAUUACUGAAAGUUUAUGUUGAAAAAUUGAAGUUGAAAGCACAAUAUCUGUUUGGCAAUAAACAGCACGCAAUGAACUUGAUGUUUUUAGAUAGACAACGUUCUAGUAUAGGAUAUUGAUAGUCUUUUAUGACAUGACGUGAACUCUCCAAUCACAAUAUUAGUAGACCUCUCUUAGAGUUGUAUUAAAUUUCACUUUAUUUAGACUAUUUUUUAAUAAUCAUGUUCAUUCAUAGUGUAGGACUCAACAUAUACAGAAUAUUUAUAAUUUGAUAUCUAUAUAAACUGAUAAAAUCAGCUCUGGAUUAAUAUUUUUAGAUGAUUGUAUUCACCAAAUCGUUCGUCCCCAUAGAUAUUCCAACUAGUUUAUGAAGAAAACUUGUAUUGAUUCAUUUAUUAUUUUUAAAUAUGAGCUACAUAUUUUACUCGUAUCAACGCUUAUAUUGUUAUUGAUUCAGAUUUUCAAAUAUAAAUUAUUUACAUUUGGUUGAUUCUACAUUUUAUUAAUUUCACUCAAGAAUUUAGACCAAUUUUACUAGCCAUUAGGUUUUCUAAUUCCUUCAGGAAUUUAUAAGCUUAUUUACAUAAAUAUUUAUUCAGUGUCAAUGAUUUGUUCCAUGUCUAGUCAGAAAAAUCAUUGUUUAUUCUGAGAUUAGCAUGAUUAGAAACCCUUUAUAAGAAUGUAUUCUUUGACUAUAUAAUUACUAUUAGAUUAGGUAUAAUUUUAAUAUUUUUAUAUUCGGCUUGACUAUAUCAUUUUUUCAUCCUCAUUUUUGUCUUAUUCUAUUAAUAUUUAUCUAGUUAUUAUAUUCUUAAGAUGUACAGUAUUAUAGAGCGUUAUUUAUCAUGAAAACAGUGCCAAUCAAUUUGUUAUUAAUCCGAAUUGGAUAUUGAGAUUAUAAGAUUGUCAUAAUAUUAGCUUA
Nilaparvata lugens (brown planthopper) is the source of this 3614-nucleotide messenger RNA. RefSeq names its product SHC-transforming protein 1 (gene Shc). The coding region runs from base 337 to 1593 and encodes 418 amino acids. Lineage: Eukaryota; Metazoa; Arthropoda; Insecta; Hemiptera; Delphacidae. Gene Ontology annotation, cellular component: plasma membrane. Gene Ontology annotation, molecular function: receptor tyrosine kinase binding. The transcript has 11 exons. Gene Ontology annotation, biological process: intracellular signal transduction; cell surface receptor protein tyrosine kinase signaling pathway. The record is from RefSeq and is a predicted model, not a curated record.